GCCGACUUGACGCUGUUUCUAGGCCGUGGACGUUUCUUUCUCUGCCUUCUUUCUUCCGGCUGGAUUGAAGUUGUUUGAUUUUGGUCUUGUCCGAGUCAUGCUCUACUAAAGACACGAGAGCACUCUUCAUCUUUACCGGCCUGUCUGCUUCAACUUGACUACAUGGACAGAGUCUGAUCGCCAACUUCAUCUUCUAUUGUUCAAUCUUCGAAAGCGAUUUGCACGACAACGGAGAACAGCCGUGACCAUGACGAAGAGUUCAUCUAAAGCGAAGCUGCCUGUGCAGCAGCUGGCAAUUCUAGCCGUUGCCAGGUUCGCAGAGCCCCUGGCCUACACCUCCGUCUGGCCAUACCUCCCCGAGAUGAUCCGAGGCUUCGGCGUCAAGCGUGACGAGGUCGCGAAAUGGGCCGGCGUCACGUCCUCCGUCUUCUCCGUCUGCCAGAGCAUCACGGCCGUCCCCUGGGGCAGGGCGUCGGAUACCUUUGGCAGAAAGCCAGUGCUCAUUCUCGGCCUUCUCAGCACCAUGAUUUGCUUCAUAGUAUGGGGCAUGUCAACGAGUCUGGCCAUGGCCAUUACCGUCCGAGCAAUCAUGGGCGGCGGCAACGGCAACGUUGGCAUCAUCAGAACCAUGGUGGCUGAAAUGGUGACCGAAAAGGAGCUGCAGCCUAGGGCCUUCUCCAUCAUGCCUCUGGUCUGGUCUCUUGGCUCCGUUGUUGGACCGGCCUUUGGAGGCUUCUUCGCACAGCCAGCCAAGCAGUUUCCCAACGUCUUCGGCAACAUCGAGCUCUUCAAAAAGUUCCCCUACUUGCUGCCGAACCUCCUGGCCACCGUAUUCUUCCUCAUCUCCGCUGCCAGCGCCACCUUCUUCCUGAGAGAAACGCUGGCCGACAAGAAGGAACACAAGGACUGGGGAUUGCUAGUGGGAGAGCGUCUCACUCGUCUGUUUCGCCGAAAGCCGCAACUCAUUUCUCAGCGGCGGAGGUCCUUUGUCGACGGCGAGGCCACUGCGCCCCUCGUCCCAAGCAUCGUCACGCCCAAGAAAGCCGUAACGCCAAAGAGGGAGCCUACAGGAAUGAGGGAGGUGUUUACGUACCAGACGACAAUCAACCUCAUCUCAUAUACCUUCUUGGCCUUUCACUCGGUUGCGUACGACCAGAACAUCACCGUCUUCCUGGAUUAUCCCGUCAUCCCUCGGACGCCCGAGAACACAAAGUUCCCCUUUUACUUUACGGGCGGAUUCGGCUUGUCGUCGGGAAACAUUGGAACGCUCUUCACCAUCUACGGCGUCACUUGCGGACUAAUCCAGUUUCUCAUAUAUCCGCCAAUGGUCAACCGCUACGGCGUUCUCAACUGCUUCAAAGUAGUCUCUGUCCUCACGCCGUUCGUCUACUUCAUCACCCCCUACACAUCCCUCCUCCCCACCCCCGGCACGCGCUUCGCCGCCAUCCUCACCGUCAUGAUGCUCAAGGCCUUCGCCAUCAUCAUCGCCUUCCCCUCGACAACCAUCCUGCUCACCAACUCCGCCACCUCGCUCCGCAUCCUCGGCACCCUCAACGGCUUCGCCACCAUGUUCAGCGGCCUCGGGCGCGCCGCCGGCCCCGCCUCCACCGGCUGGGCCUUUUCCUGGGGCGUCGAGCACGGGUACAUUGUCUCGGCGUACUUCUUCCUCGGGCUCGUCGCCGCCAUUGGCGCCGUGCCCGUGUUCAUGAUUGUGGAAGGCAGGGGCCCCACGGCGUCGGCUGACAGCAGCGACAACGAGGACAAUGAAGAGGACGAGGACGAGGACGAAAAUGCAGUCAUGCUGGAGGACGAGAGCCCCGUGGACGACCACGACUACGAGGAGCCGACGGAUGAUGAUGAUGAUGACGACGAGGCUACUGCGACAUCUCCUCUGCUUGGUGCCAGCAAGCGCACCACUUACAGAACAAGUUCACCACAAAACUAA
Molecule: messenger RNA, 1945 nt
Organism: Trichoderma reesei QM6a
Lineage: Eukaryota; Fungi; Ascomycota; Sordariomycetes; Hypocreales; Hypocreaceae
Exons: 4
Coding region: 248-1945 (565 amino acids)
Biological process (GO): transmembrane transport
Molecular function (GO): transmembrane transporter activity
Source: RefSeq, a predicted model, not a curated record